Molecule: messenger RNA, 2057 nt
Organism: Orbicella faveolata
Lineage: Eukaryota; Metazoa; Cnidaria; Anthozoa; Scleractinia; Merulinidae
Product: methylenetetrahydrofolate reductase (NADPH)-like
Biological process (GO): tetrahydrofolate interconversion
Cellular component (GO): cytosol
Molecular function (GO): methylenetetrahydrofolate reductase [NAD(P)H] activity; FAD binding
Source: RefSeq, a predicted model, not a curated record
CGUCGUGGGACGAGCGGUAAAAUGCAUGAGAAAGGACUGGAGAGAAAGACGAGUAGGACUAAGUUCUAUUUAUUGUGAAUGGUUUUAGGCCAACACCGCACCAUAGUUUACACGAGAGUGAGGACAAAAAUCAUGGCACAGCAAGCAAGUGAAAGAGCAGAGUCAAAGCCACACAAACUCAUAGACAUUAUCAGGGAGAAAAUAGAAAAGAAUGAACAGUUUUUCUCAUUGGAAUUUUUCCCACCAAAGACUUUCAAUGGAGCGACAAAUCUCAUGGCAAUUAUUGGCAGAUUGAAUGAACAUUGUACACCUCUGUUCUGCAACAUCACAUGGAAGCCAUCUCAAGACCCCAUGUCAGACACCUGUCAACCAGAACCAAGCACCCUGUUGGUUUCUGCGGCAGCAAUAGAUUUAUAUGGACAAAAUAUUAUGAUUCACAUUCCAUCUGGAAACACUACACGGAGCCAGGUAUUGGCACAUCUUACACGCGCUAAAAAUCUUGGCAUUGGAAGUGUUCUGGCAAUAAAAGGAGAUAGAAGCCAUGAGGGAGAACAUGGACCCAAAGAGGAUGGCUUUGAUUACACUGUUGACCUUGUCAAAUUUAUCGGAAGUGAAUUUGGAGAUCACUUCACAGUAGGAGUCGUGGGAUAUCUGAUGACGUCAUCUGAUGUGCAGAGUUAUGAAGAAGAUCUGAAGCAUCUCAAAGCACAGGUUGAUGCUGGUGCAGACUUCAUCAUUACGCAGAUGUUCUUUGAAGUGAAAACUUUUAUCAAGUUUGUUGAGGAUUGUCAAAGAUAUGGAAUUAAUGUGCCAAUUAUUCCAGCCAUUUUCCCAAUCCAGAACUUUAAUUCUCUGCGCCAGUUGAAGCGAUUGUCUCGCGUGGAAAUCCCACAAUGGUUGUUGGAUACACUCACUCCAAUGAAAGAUGACAGCACAGCUGUCAUGAAUUACGGAAUCAACUACGCCACCGAAAUGUGCAAGCAGUUAUUUGAAAGCGGCCAUGUCCACGGUUUGCACUUCUACACUUUAAACCGAGAGACCUCCAUCACGGAAAUUCUGGAAAAAGCUGGCAUGUUCCCCAAGGAGGACGAGCCAGAUUCAAGCAUGCGCAGACUUCCCUGGAUGCAGGGCCCCGCCCAUGCGAGAAGAGGGAGGAUGGAGUUGGUCCGUCCGAUCUUUUGGACGUCAAGACCUCGUAGUUAUAUGAUCCGUACGUCUAACUGGGACGAGUUUCCGAAUGGGAGAUGGGGAGACUCUAGUGCGGCGUCUUUUGGAGAGCUUAAGGAUUACCAUCUAGUUUUGUUGGGCACACACAAGAGUAAAGAAGAUUUGCUGAACAUGUGGGGAAGAGAGCUGAACAGUCCUGAAGACGUGUUUGAAGUGUUUGUGUGCUACUUAACUGGCAAGGAAAACAGACAUGGUUUCAAGGUAACAGAAUUACCUUGGAAUCAGGAUGAACUAGCAUCAGAAACAUUGCCAUUUGUUGAUAAACUUGCUCAUGUCAAUAGAAACGGCAUUCUUACAAUAAACAGUCAACCCAAUGUGAAUGGUGUACCUUCAACAGAUCCCGUGGCUGGAUGGGGGCGGCCUGGAGGUUACAUCUUUCAGAAGGUGACCACCUAAUUUUUCAGUUGUUUAGUACCAGCAAUGGCAUCAAACACAGUUUAAUUAGUAGUUAAACAUUAUGCGUGUUCUCUGGUAUUUCUACAAAAUUUUGAAAACCCAGAGGAAUAACAACUUUUUCUUUUACACGGUUGUUGUGUGAUGUGACAUUGAAUGAUAAUCGACAACCUUACAAAAAUUGCUUUCGAAAUCUUCAGUUUAUCUUCGGGCAUCUUCCAAAAUCUUUGCAACGCAACGCAACGCAACGCAAUUUAAGCCCGGAACAAUAUUUUCUUUUUCGGAGGCUCUAACACAGACGAAACGAAGCGAAACGAAAUGAAAUGCAACGGUCACCUGUUGAAUCUUUGGGGAUCCAAAAAUAGUUUUCGACAAAAAUCUUUUAAGCUCGUUUUCUGAGUUAUUAUAUAUUCAUUUGUAACGUACAUGAUGCUACG